Molecule: messenger RNA, 1337 nt
Organism: Brassica oleracea var. oleracea
Lineage: Eukaryota; Viridiplantae; Streptophyta; Magnoliopsida; Brassicales; Brassicaceae
Product: putative F-box protein At4g17200
Exons: 2
Coding region: 68-1318 (416 amino acids)
Molecular function (GO): protein binding
Source: RefSeq, a predicted model, not a curated record
UACCUUGAUCACUGAUUGCAGGCGUGCAGAUUCAUCGAUCCAUAUUCGUUUGUAGAAACUUAUAAAAAUGACAAUGUGCGAUGAUCUUCCACACGAUUUGAUAAGGGAAAAGAUACUCACCAAUGUUCCAAUAACAUCUCUGAGGGCAGUGCGGUGUACUUGCAAAUUAUGGAAUGCAUUAUCCAAAGAAUUUAUCCUUGGUAACGAAACAUCAAGGCAGCAUCAUGAGUUUCAAGGGUUCAUGAUGAUAUCUAAUAAGAUUUGCCCCUUUAGAGUCGAUAUCCAAGGAAUCAUCAGCAAUCACAACAAUUUGGUCGAUCCAUCCACGAAGAAAUUAGAUUUACUUGAUCAAGUCGAGGUAUCUAGAGUAAUUCACUGUGAUGGCUUACUGUUAUGCGUCACCAAUGACAACUCCAAACUCUUGGUGUGGAACCCUUAUCUUGCGCAAACAAGGUGGAUCAGACCGAGAAUAUGUUACGGAAAAUCAGACAUGUAUGCUAUUGGUUACGACAACAACAGUAAGGUCCGUAACUAUAAAAUUUUGAGACUUAGUACUAGUCAUUAUUAUGGCCUAGGCAUUGAGUUGGAAAUCUACGACUUUAGUUCUGAUUUAUGGAGCUUUCUUGGUGUCUUCCCCGACUAUAAAAUAAAUUCUUAUCACAGCCUCGUGAAUUUGGCGGGAUCUACUUACCUUUUGGCUAGAGUGAUCAGACGAACAACUCGUAAAAAGAGAAAUCAUUAUGAGUAUUUAGCAUCUUGGGAAAAUUGUUUGCUAUGUUUUGAUUAUACAAGUGAGAGAUUUGUACAGCACAUGCCUCCCCCGUUUAGCUCUUAUUAUUAUUAUACGGAUACUGUAGCUUUAUCUACAGUUAGGGAAGAUAAACUUGCUGCACAUUGUUAUGGUUUUUAUCAAUCGUUUGUGACAUUGGAGUUUUGGGUUACGAAUAAGAUUGAGGCCAACGCGGUGUCGUGGAGCAAGUUUUUAAAGGUGGAUAUGGGAUCAAUGGUACCAGUCAGGGAUUUUCUGUGCAAUUGGAAAGCUGAUUUAGUCUUCGUUGAUGAGGAGAAUAAAGUCGCUGUGAUAAUCCAUGAAAGCCGAAAUUACUCAACCAAGCUCCAACUAACAGCUUACAUCAUUAGAGAAGAUGGAUACUUCAGAUCUAUGAACAUCGGUGAAGUGAAUUUAAAUUUCUCUAGAAAGUUUGAAGUGCAACAUGUGUUUUCCCCUUAUCAUCCAAGUUUAGUGCAAAUCAACCGACGGUCAAACGGGGGAGAUGGCUGUGCGAAUGGGCAUUCUGAACCUUUGGGUAGAGUCUGACUCGUUAUAUGCAGUCGAG